This is a messenger RNA of Anoplophora glabripennis (Asian longhorned beetle), 3113 nucleotides long. RefSeq names its product tyrosine-protein kinase Btk29A (gene Btk29A). Bases 23 to 1987 code for a protein of 654 amino acids. NCBI's taxonomy places the organism in Eukaryota, Metazoa, Arthropoda, Insecta, Coleoptera, Cerambycidae. The transcript has 12 exons. The record is from RefSeq and is a predicted model, not a curated record. Gene Ontology annotation, molecular function: non-membrane spanning protein tyrosine kinase activity; protein binding; ATP binding. Gene Ontology annotation, biological process: intracellular signal transduction; peptidyl-tyrosine autophosphorylation.
UGAUGUUUUGUGUUUUUUAAAAAUGUCUUUCUUCCCAAGUACGGGAGUCAUUCGAGAGUGCUUUAUGAUAAAACGUUCACAAAAUAAAAAAGUUUAUACCAGAGUAAAUUAUAAAAAGAGGUGGUUUCUUUUAACUAAAAAGUUUCUUAUCUAUUAUGACGAUUGUGACGAAGCAAAGCGGAAAGAAAGGGGUAGGGUCGACUUGGAAACUGUCCAUACCGUGGAACCGAUUGAACAUUUCGGUAGGGACGAGAUCAGCAGCCAAGGAAAUCUCUGGCCCUUCCUAGUGGGGUAUCAUCAAUCCAACAAUGAUUAUUCGCUUUUCCUACUGGCCUUCACGGACUCUGAUCGCAUCGAUUGGAUCCUAGACAUCCGAAAAGUUUGUGCCUGUAACAGAAACGUAAAAUUUUACUUCCACCCCUCUCCGUGGUCGGGCAAGGAGUGGAGUUGCUGCAAAAACAACGUGAGACUCUCGGAAGGGUGCCGAGCGAGCGGAUAUUGGGCGCAGAUCCAAGUAAACAAUUAUCAGUCGUCGGAGACCAACAGCAACAAGGAGAAUUCCUUUAACAGUACUCAGCCAAGCCCUACGAUGCCUGGCGGGGGGACACCUGGUACCCCAUCCUCAAAACAAAAAGAAAAGGCUGUGAUGAGGCCCAAAGUUGUAGUGGCUUUGUACAAAUAUGAGGCUACGGAAAGCAGUGAUUUAUCAUUAGAGAAAAACCAGGAAUAUGAGGUCAUCGACGAUUCCCAAGAGCACUGGUGGAAAGUAAAAGACUCAAAAGGCAAUAUCGGAUUUAUACCCAGUAACUACGUCAAAGAGAAGGAGUUGCUAGGUCUGCAGCAGUACGAGUGGUAUGUGAACGAUAUGUCACGACAAAGAUCUGAGUCUUUACUUAAACAAGAAGAUAAAGAAGGCUGCUUUGUAGUAAGAAAUUCUUCUACUAAGGGAUUAUAUACCCUAUCGCUUUACACAAAAAUACCUCAUCCGCACGUGAAGCACUAUCACAUAAAACAAAAUUCGAGAGGGGAAUUCUUCCUGUCCGAGAAGCAUUGCUGCAACUCUAUCCCCGAUUUAAUAAAUUAUCACAAGCACAACAGCGGCGGUCUGGCUUCUCGUCUAAAAACUAGUCCCUGCGAUAGGCCCGCCCCUGCAACGGCCGGAUUAAGCCACGAUAAGUGGGAAAUCGACCACACCGAAUUGAUGCUGUUAGAAGAAUUAGGAUCUGGACAAUUCGGCGUGGUAAGGCGAGGGAAGUGGCGGGGAUCAAUUGACGUAGCCGUCAAAAUGAUGAAAGAAGGCACCAUGUCUGAAGAUGAUUUCAUCGAAGAGGCCAAAGUCAUGACAAAACUGCAACAUACCAACUUGGUUCAGCUCUACGGAGUGUGUAGUAAAAACAGACCCAUUUUUAUUGUGACUGAAUAUAUGAGGUACGGGUCGCUUUUGAAUCAUCUGAGAAGACACGAGCAGUCUCUAAGUAGUAAUCAGGGGCUUCUGCUGGACAUGUGCAUACAAGUUUGCAAAGGUAUGGCAUAUUUGGAAAGACACAACUACAUCCACCGAGAUUUGGCUGCCAGAAAUUGUUUGGUCGGUACGGAAAACGUAGUAAAAGUCGCGGAUUUCGGAUUAGCCAGAUACGUAUUGGACGAUCAGUACACGUCAUCCGGUGGUUCGAAAUUUCCCAUCAAAUGGGCACCACCCGAAGUUCUCAACUACACAAGAUUCUCUUCUAAAUCCGACGUUUGGGCUUACGGUGUUUUAAUGUGGGAAGUGUUUACGUGUGGGAAAAUGCCUUAUGGAAGAUUAAAAAAUACCGAGGUGGUGGAACGUGUGCAAAAGGGAAUGAUAUUAGAGAAACCAAAAGCUUGUUAUAAGGAAGUAUAUGAUGUUAUGAGAAAGUGCUGGAGUCACCUGCCGGAGAACCGGCCAUCGUUCAGAGUGCUAAAAGAAACAUUACACAAUGUCUCUUCAGUCAUCCUGGUUGAUUGACUGGCUAAGCUGGUAUGCGAUACGGUGUCGCGCAGUUCCUCAUCUUCUGCAUCGACAAGUGACCUGUGCUGUAGUAAUUACGAACAGACUUGGAUAAGUGUCUGCCAAACACUUUGCAGGGAAGCUAAAAAGGCGCAGUCGGAAAACUAGCACGGAGAGGGUGAUAGACCGUGGACCGGUUUGGCACACAACUCGAGUACAAUAACUUUAGAUGAAAAUGUACAGUAUGUUUCCGUGGACGGCUUCCCUAAAUGUAAACUUGACCAUUUUUAAAGCUAAGUAAACUAGAGUCAAGAUUUUUGUAAGUAUUUUUUUUUCUUUGUUAUUAAUCAAAAUAGGUACGUUAUAGGACGCGCGGAAUCCUUUUUUCAGACACUGAAAAAAAUAACAUUAACGGCGAUUGUUUUCCGAAAAAGAAUAUAUUUUGAUGUACUCGUUGUCUCUCUAAUUUUGAUACUGAAAUCUGUCUUUCUUUCGAAUUACCUAGUUGUGUUGUUCUUCCAGCGAUAAAAAUCUUUGAGAACGUCUUGAAAAGUGCCAAAUUUUUUUGUGUGUAAUACGUCGCAAUGUGCGCUGUCAUUGGUCGAACUUUAUAGGUAAAAAAUCUAUGAUAUUAAUGUAGCUUAAUUCCUUUAAUGUUAUUUUUUCAACUUAUUUGUAAUAGUUGUGGUCAGUUUGUUGCAAAUAAGAAUACCUAUGUGUUAGUAAAAAAAAUAAUUAGAAUAUUUGGGUUACUCGACAGAAAAUUAUAUUUGAAAAUGGCUCAUUAUUCAUUCGUCCAUAUUAUUCAGGAAAUGACGUGUAACUUGCAACUUGUGAGGUGAAUAUUUCACGCUUCGAUGUUUAAAUUACGAUCGGCACGUUACUCCACUAUUACGAUUAAUAUAAACGGUACGAUGUUUGAAAAAAUUGAAAGUCGAACAAGUUCUACAGCAGAUCUAGCUUGCGAAAUUUAUGUUACAGUUUGCCUCGAACUGUUCAGGCAAACUUUUAUUUGGCGAUGGAGUUCUUGAAAAUAAGAAAAAUGUUGGGAAUUGUUUAGUUCUCAAGAUACUGGGUGUUGUUUUUUGAAAUAUAUUUAUAUUCGGCGGCCGAAAUUAUAAAGAGUGACUAAUACAUAAUAUAA